This is a messenger RNA of Arabidopsis thaliana (thale cress), 520 nucleotides long. Its product is annotated as RNA-binding (RRM/RBD/RNP motifs) family protein. The coding region runs from base 130 to 465 and encodes 111 amino acids. The transcript has 4 exons. Lineage: Eukaryota; Viridiplantae; Streptophyta; Magnoliopsida; Brassicales; Brassicaceae. Gene Ontology annotation, molecular function: RNA binding; nucleic acid binding. The record is from RefSeq and is marked reviewed.
CCUCCUCUUAAUCGUUGACUCCUCUCUUCACGUCUCCAACGUGUCUUCGUCUUUGCUUCUGCUCUGUUCUUCUUUUGCUUUGCUUCUCAUCUUCAUCACACUGAUUCAUCUUUUCUUGUUGCAGAGGCUAUGUUACAACCAGGAGGCACUCCCACCAAGAUUGUCUGUUUGACUCAAGUGGUUACAGCUGAUGACCUUAGAGACGAUGCAGAAUAUGCAGACAUAAUGGAGGACAUGAGCCAAGAAGGUGGUAAAUUCGGUAACUUGGUGAAUGUUGUGAUUCCGAGGCCUAAUCCAGAUCAUGACCCAACACCAGGAGUUGGGAAGGUUUUCUUAGAGUAUGCGGAUGUGGAUGGCUCAUCAAAGGCCAGAUCGGGGAUGAAUGGAAGAAAAUUUGGAGGAAACCAAGUAGUGGCUGUGUAUUACCCCGAAGACAAGUAUGCCCAAGGCGACUACGAAGACUGAGCUAUCUAUCGUCUUCUUCUUAAGCUUUUUUUUGUUUGGUUCUCUUAAAUGUUUC